Messenger RNA from Vitis vinifera (wine grape), 2066 nucleotides. RefSeq names its product probable jasmonic acid carboxyl methyltransferase 2. Gene Ontology annotation, biological process: methylation. The record is from RefSeq and is a predicted model, not a curated record. Lineage: Eukaryota; Viridiplantae; Streptophyta; Magnoliopsida; Vitales; Vitaceae. Gene Ontology annotation, molecular function: S-adenosylmethionine-dependent methyltransferase activity. The transcript has 4 exons. The coding region runs from base 932 to 1924 and encodes 330 amino acids.
CCCUGUUAUUCACCGGAGUUUGUAGGGCGUGGAGAGAGACGGAAGUGAUGCAAACGCUUCACAUGAACGCCGGAUCUGGGGAGACCAGUUAUGCAAAGAACUCGUCGGUUCAGAGCAACAUUAUAUCUGCUGGGAAGCGCAUAACUGAGGAAGCUAUACUAGACAUGUUGAGCAAGCACUUGUCUGCAGACAGCAUAGGCAUUGGGGAUUUGGGAUGCUCAUCUGGACCCAACGCCUUAUUGGUGAUAUCAGAGAUAUUGAACGUCAUAUAUGCCAAAUGGUGCCUGCAGGGCUGUGAUAAAUGGCACAAGUCCCCCAUUCCCAAGACUUAGAUGCAGUCAACCAUUGGAAGAGAACUUAGGAGAAAUGUGAUAAAUGUGAUAAAUGGCACAAGUCCCCCAUUCCCAAGACUUAGAUGCAGUCAACCAUUGGAAGAGACCUUAGGAGAAAUGUGAUAAAUGUGAUAAAUGGCACAAGUCAACCAUUGGAAGAGAACUUAGGAGAAAAAAUCCGGCCGGUGAUAGCUGAAAUUUUCAAAUAGAAAAACCAAAUCUUUUUUAUGGCUGGUCAAAUAUUUUGUUAGGGUGUGUGGGGUUGGCUCUCUUAAAAGGCAAGUACGUGAAUAAUGAGGAAAGGAACCCAACAAAUAAGGAUGUGGUUGUCAUGUUACGGGCGGCGCGCUGGUCAACGGGAUCCACAGGAGGUUAUCGAAAACCACAUAUUUUGUAGAUGGCUAGCUUUGGUUGGUUAUGGCAGGAUAGCUAGGUUUCUAGAUUUUAUCGGAGGUUAGCAAAUCAUUCAGCAUACUUGCUACCUGACUUGUAUAUAAAGCACCUCCCUUCUAUGCUUUCCAUUUAAGUUUCUAUCCGGAUUUUCCAGUCUUUAGACUAAAAUUCUUCAUUGCAAUUGAGUUUGUAUUGUGUGGAGAGAGAUGGAAGUGAUGCAAGUACUCCAUAUGAACAAAGGGGCUGGGGAGACAAGUUACGCAACCAACUCCACAGUUCAGAGCAACAUUAUAUCCACAGCGAAACCAGUGACGGAGGAAGCUAUACUAGAUAUAUUCAACAAUGUCUUGCCUGAGAGCGUAGGCAUUGCGGAUUUGGGUUGCUCAUCUGGACCCAACGCCUUGUUGGUGGUGUCAGAGAUACUGGACGUGAUAUAUGCCAAAUGGCAGCAGCUGGGUCGUCCUUGUUCGCCUGAGUUUAGGGUGUACUUGAAUGAUCUCAUCGGCAAUGACUUCAACAAUGUGUUUGGCUCACUCCCUGCAUUUUACAACAGACUCAAGGAAGAGAAAGGCUCCGAGUUUGGGCCAUGUUUUAUAUCGGGUGUGCCUGGUUCAUUUUACGGGAGGGUGUUCCCAAGCAAGAGUCUCCAUUUCGUGCACUCUUCUUCCAGUCUCCACUGGCUCUCUCAGGUUCCACCGGGUCUAGAGAGCAAGGAUGGGAGAGGGAGCUGGAACAAGGGAAAAAUUUACAUAUCAAAGACGAGUCCAGAUUGCGUUUUGGAGGCAUACUCAUCGCAGUUCCAGAAGGACUGGUCAGUGUUUCUCAAGUCACGUGCAGAAGAAAUAGUGGGGGGAGGACGCAUGGUGUUGUCCUUCAUGGGCAGGAGAUCCACAGACCCUCGUUCAAAAGAGAGUUGCUACCAGUGGGAGCUCAUAGCCCGAGCACUCAUGAGCAUGGUUUCGGAGGUAUAUAUAUCUAUUCAAUCGAACUUCUUCCUUCCCCCCAUUUUUUUUUUUUGUCUUUUUUCAUCUUUCAUUGUGGAGAAGCGGAUGGAAGCUCUAAACCAGACAGAAUCACAGCAUAAUCUGCAUUUGUGGUCGCACUGUGUGUUGUGUUCACAGUCUCCACGAGGGCUGUUGAGGUUGGUCAGUUGGUGGCACCAAUUAUCCCUCUCACUUGGGACCACUCGUCUACCAUAACCCUACCUACUAAUGCUAAAAAAAUCUACCCGAUUUUUUCUAGCCCCUCUCAAUCUUGCCUGCCUCUUAUCAUUUGGAGAGGUUGAGGAUAAAAUUAAUUAAUGCAUAUUAUUUGAUCAUUUCAAUUAAUUUUAAAUUAAAU